AACCGUGCCGCGGCUGCAGUUCAACACAGAGCUCGACCCGGUGUCUACUCAGCUUAGCAUUUUUUGUUAUCUGAUGAUGGAACAAUAUCUGAAAAUGACAUUCACUGUCGGAUAAACCGUCUAGACGGAUACAACGCACACAACCCAGGUGGGAAUCCUCCAGUGCCGUCCGUUAGGAGUGUAGACGGACCUGUCAUGGGUGUCCCGGUGUCUCUGUGCAGGUAAACGUUAGCAGGCAGCCGGGCUAGCCGCUCUGCUAGUCACGCAGCAGGAAGCUAGCUUAGCAUCAGCCCCUGCUAACUAACGAACUCACUAACUAACAAGUUGUGUUGGACAAAACUGUUGCCGGAGACGACAGCCCAGCAUGGAUAUGUUUUACACCGCUAAUUAUAAACUGUCCUUGUGAACGAACAUAAACUGUCCUUUUUACGGUCCUCAAGGAUAAAGUAGCGGCUGGUGCUGCAAGGUUGAUUGACAGCUUGUCAUAACGGAUUUUCCAGAUGUGCACUCGGCACCAAAAGUGCAACUAGGCACCAAAAGUGCAACUAGGCUUCUUAGUUAGCUAGCCUCAGCCGCAGGACUGGCUACUGACCAGGAAUGGCUGGCUGGCUGGAACAAACUCAUCUUGAGUGGACUCAUAACUCAACAAACUGCAUCAUCGAGAGAUGAAGUUCAUCUUGGCAGCGAGGUGUCACUGAAGUCGACCGCAGCCGCGCUGACACGUUGCUAGCCUGCUAACUGGCUGACGUUAUCGAGAGGACACACAACACAACACGGGCUGUCAACCGGGGCAAAGCCACCCAACACACACAAGGAGUAUAUUUACAUGUCAGUCAGUAAGGGAUGAAGAGGACAGAACAUACAAACAAGAGAAAACUCUGUAACAUGGAGCACCAGGAGAGCCGGGGAGCAGGGAAAGAUGUGAAGGAGUUUGUACCUCCUCCUCCUCUCCUCUUAAGGAAGAUGAGUAACCCCGACCUUUCCCCCGCAGCCACCGCUGCCACCAAAUCCAAACUGCACCGCCAGCUGAGCCAGGACGAGAGCUGGGGCCGACGCAGCAGCUUGGCCAUGACCGGUAAGCAGCUGCUGCCUCUGUCCAGCAGUCUGCACGCCGGGGUCAGUCACAUGGCCUGGCAGGGGCCCUCAGGAGCAUUUAUAGGGCACGGGGCCACCGGGGGACCGUCUGCAGGAGAUGGGAACAACCUGGUCCGCAUGAGGAGCCAAAGCCUGGGACAGUCUGCUCCGUCACUCACCGGACUGAAGGAGCUGAGCCUUCCCAGAAGAGGCAGUUUAAUCUGGUCGCCAGCUCAGCUGCGUUGCCACGGCAACAGCAGCCUCCUCCAGCACCUGCUGUCCCCCACUUCCUUUCAUCCCUCCGUCGUUCAGCUCCCCGUCGUCACCCUCUCCCCCCUGUCCUCCUCCUCCCCCUCCCUCUGUUCCUCUGACGGCCCUCUGUCGGCCCCUGUUCACCAGCGAGGAAACCCCUUCCUCUGGAGCUGUCGGACGAGCAACAGGAAGAGCCUUAUUGUGACAUCCAGCACCUCGCCGACGCUGCCACGACCACACUCCCCUCUGCAUGGACACACAGGUACAAGCCCGCUGGACAGUCCUCGCAACUUCUCCCCGAACACGGCCGGACACUUCUCCUUUGUUCCUGCACGAAGUCACGGACACAGGGCUGACAGGACGGAUGGCAGACGCUGGUCUCUGGCCUCGCUGCCUUCCUCUGGCUAUGGCACCAACACACCCAGCUCCACUGUCUCGUCCUCCUGUUCAUCUCAGGAGAAGCUGCACCAGCUGCCCUUCCAGCCCACUCAGGACGAGCUGCACUUCCUCACCAAACACUUCAGCUCCGAGAGCAUCACGGACGAGGAGGGGCGCCGCUCCCCAAACAUGAGACCGCGCUCCCGCAGCCUCAGCCCCGGGCGUUCACCUAUCUCCUUCGACCAUGAGAUCGUGAUGAUGAACCAUGUGUACAAGGAGAGGUUUCCCAAGGCGACGGCUCAAAUGGAGGAGCGUCUGGCUGAGCUGCUCUUCUCCUCGACCCCCGAUAAGGUCUGCCCGCUGGCCGACGGGGUCCUGAGCUUCAUCCACCAUCAGCUGAUAGAGCUGUCCAGAGACUGCCUGGAGAAAAGCAGAGAGGGCCUCAUCACCUCCCGGUACUUCUACGAGCUACAGGAAAACCUGGAGAAGCUGCUGCAAGACGCUCACGAGCGCUCAGAGAGUGUGGAGGUUACCUUUGUCACGCAACUGGUCAGGAAGCUGAUGAUCAUCAUCGCCCGACCUGCGCGUCUGCUGGAGUGCCUGGAGUUUGAUCCUGAGGAGUUCUACCACUUGUUGGAGGCAGCAGAGGGCCAUGCUAAAGAGGGCCAGGGCAUCAAGACGGACAUCCCCCGCUACAUCAUCAGCCAGCUGGGCCUCACCAGGGACCCCCUGGAGGAAAUGGCCCAGCUGAGCAGCUAUGACAGCGGGAACCCAGAAACCCCAGAGACUGAUGAGUCAGUGGAUGGUCAAAGCACCACCGUCCCGCCAGCUCCUCCUAAGACCAAACCCCCCCGAGAGGAAGACUUUGAAAACAUCAAGCUCAUCAGCAACGGAGCCUACGGCACUGUGUUUCUGGUGCGUCACAAGGAGACCCGGCAGCGUUUCGCCAUGAAGAAGAUCAACAAGCAGAACCUGAUCCUGAGGAACCAGAUCCAACAGGCCUUCGUGGAGCGAGACAUCCUGACGUUUGCUGAGAACCCCUUUGUGGUUUCCAUGUUCUGCUCCUUCGAGACCAGAAGACACCUCUGCAUGGUGAUGGAGUACGUGGAGGGUGGAGACUGCGCCACGCUGCUGAAGAGUAUCGGAGCCCUGCCGGUGGACAUGGCUCGGAUGUACUUUGCAGAGACCGUCCUCGCAUUAGAGUAUCUUCACAACUAUGGCAUCGUACACAGAGACCUCAAACCUGACAAUCUUCUCAUCACGUCCAUGGGACACAUUAAGCUGACAGACUUCGGUCUCUCAAAGAUCGGUUUGAUGAGUUUGACUACAAACAUGUAUGAAGGACACAUAGAGAAAGACACCAGAGAGUUCCUUGAUAAACAGGUGUGUGGCACUCCAGAGUACAUCGCCCCAGAGGUGAUUCUGCGUCAGGGCUACGGCAAGCCGGUGGACUGGUGGGCCAUGGGAGUCAUCCUGUAUGAGUUCCUGGUGGGCUGCGCUCCCUUCUUUGGAGACACACCAGAGGAGCUGUUUGGUCAGGUCAUCAGUGACGAGAUCAUCUGGCCGGAGGAUGACGAAGCUCUACCUUUCGAGGCUCAGGACCUCAUCUGCAAACUGCUGAGACAAAAUCCUUUGGAGAGACUGGGCACAGGAAGUGCCUUUGAGGUGAAGCAGCACCAGUUCUUCACAGAGCUGGACUGGAACAGCCUGCUGAGGCAAAAGGCAGAGUUCAUCCCCCAGCUGGAGUCUGAGGACGACACCAGCUACUUUGACACUCGCUCUGACCGGUACCACCAUGUAGAUUCAGAGGAUGAAGACGACACCAAUGAUGAAGAACCCGUGGAGAUUCGACAGUUCUCAUCCUGCUCACCUCGUUUCAGCAAGGUGUACAGCAGCAUGGAGCGUCUGUCCCUGCACGAGGAGAGGAGGACCCCCCCACCCACCAAACGCAGCCUCAGUGAGGAGGGAGGAGACCGUAUGGACAGCCUGAGCGGACUCAAGUCCAGAGAUCGAUCCUGGCUGGUGGGAUCUCCAGAGAUCCUGCGGAAGCGUCUCUCUGUCUCGGAGUCGUCCCACACAGAAAGCGACUCCAGCCCCCCGCUGACCGUCCGGAGACGCUGCUGCUCCGCCAUCAUCGAGAUGCCUCGCUUCGCCAUCUCCUCAGAGGAAGAGGGAGGUCAAGCUGGAAGCCGCAAGAGCCCCAGCCUGUUGGGUCUGAGUUCUUUGAGGGGCCCCCGGAGCGAGGAGCUGCCCCUCGCCAUCCCAGAGCUCCCAGUGGAGCGAGAGCUGAAGCUGGAAGAGUCUCCCACCUCCGCCUCCAGUCAGCUCAGCAAGGCCACGCUCACACCGGGUAGUUCAGGCGACGUGUUUGAUCGUGGUCACAGACGUACCGUCAGUAACGGCGGACCCACUAAAGCUGUGACAGACAGCGACUCUCCGUCCACUCCCAGAGCCAUCAGCGACCUGGCGGCGCGCAGGGCUCGCCACCGGCUGCUGUCGGGGGACACGCCCACAUCCAGCUCCAGACCGCUCAACAAGGUCAUCAAGUCAGCCUCUGCCACCACGCUGUCACUGAUGAUCCCUGCAGACCACCACGGAGCCUCUCCAUUGGCCAGCCCAAUGUCGCCCCACUCGCUGUCAUCCAACCCCUCGUCACGUGAUUCUUCCCCGAGCCGGGACCUGUCCCCGGCCGUGAUCAACCCCAAGCCGGCCAUCGUGAUCCAAAAAGUGGGCAAGAAGUACGGCUUCACCCUGAGGGCCAUCCGGGUGUACAUGGGAGACUCCGACAUCUACACCGUGCACCACAUGGUCUGGCAUGUGGAGGAGGGGGGUCCGGCCCACGAUGCAGGGCUGAGGGAGGGAGACCUCAUCACCCAGGUCAAUGGAGAGGCGGUUCACGGUCUGGUUCACACAGAGGUGGUGGAGCUCAUACUGAAGAGCGGUCCUAAAGUGUCCAUUGCUGCCACCCCGUUUGAGAACACGUCCAUAAAGGUCGGCCCUGCUCGAAAGACGGGUCAAAGGUCCAAGAUGGCGAGACGUAACAAGAAGACAAAGACCAAGGAGGGACAGGACAGUGCCAGCAAGAAGAGGACGUCUCUGUUCAGGAAGAUCACCAAGCAGGCAUCUCUGCUGCACACCAGCCGCAGUCUGUCCUCUCUGAACCGCUCCCUGUCCUCAGGGGAGAGCGGCCCCGGCUCGCCCACACACAACCUGUCCCCACGGAGCCCCACACAGGGCUACAGGUCCACGCCAGACUCCGCCCACUCAGUUGGGGGGAACUCCUCUCAGAGCAGCUCCCCCAGCUCCAGCGUCCCUAACUCCCCCGCGAGCUCCGGCCACAUCAGGCCCAGCUCUCUGCACGGCCUCGCCCCCAAACUCCAGCGGCAGUACCGUUCCCCCAGACGCAAGUCAGCCGGCAACAUCCCCCUCUCCCCUCUGGCCCGCACGCCCUCACCCACCCCUCAGAGCAGCUCGCCCCAGCGCUCCCCCUCCCCUCUGCCCUGCCACGCUCUGGCCCAGUCUACGGUGGGUCAGUCGUUCCCCGUGAAGCUCCACUCCUCCCCUCCCCUAGUGAGGCAGAUAUCCAGGCCUAAGAGCGCAGAGCCUCCACGCUCUCCACUCCUCAAGAGGGUGCAGUCAGCUGAGAAGCUCGCCUCCUCCCUCGCUAACUCCCCCUCCUCUCCCUCUGGCGUGACAGCGGGGGGAGCGUCUGUAACGAGCCGGAAACACAGUCUGGACAUCUCACACUCAGAGUUUAAGAAAGAGAUUCUGCAGAGGGAACCCAGCCUAACGAGCCUACAGGAGUCAGCCAGCGAGGGUCUGCUGUCCUCUGCCGGACGCGGCGUGGAGAAGGGCAGCCUGCAGAAACACUCCUCCUCAUCCAGGAAGUUAGGGCGCCAGGAAGGGGACAGUUCCCUCAGCUCGGUGUCCGGCUCGCUGGGCCUGGCUCCCGGAAAGAGCAAGCUGAAGGACAAACUGUCCGCCAUCCGGCAGGACAGAGCCGAGAGGAGAGAAUCACUGCAGAAGCAAGACGCCAUCCACGAGGUCGACUCCUCAGAGGACGAGACGGACGAAGGCUCGGAGGACAGCCAGGACGGACGCAGGGGAACAACCUUUACCCCCCCUCCCCUGCUGAGGCCCACCACUGUGAGAACCGGGCCUGGAGGCACCCUGCCGUCCCUCUGCCUCUCACCCUGCACCCCUCAUGCCACAUUCUCCCACACGGGGCCCUCACAGGUAGGCAGGCCGACUCCUUUGCACACACUACCCUCCGUUUCAGAGACGAAGCCUGGACAGUUCGCCUCCCCUCUGGGAGUAAAGGACCCGAGGUCUGUCUCAUCUGCAGAAGACAGCGUGAGACAAGAGAGGAAGGUUUUUGAGCCAAGUACAAAACCCAUUCAGUGCCCCCUUCCCUUCUCCACCCCAGGCAGUGCAUUCAUCUCAGUCAACAAGGACACUUUCCUCAAGCCUGCUCCUCCAUCGGACUUAAAGAGUCCCAUGCUGAAGGCUGCACCAUCUGAUCCCAAAUCAGAGGAGCAAACCCUGGUCAGCACCAGGACCGCAGUCCCCUCUACCACAACCGUCACAAAUACUACCAACUCCCGAAGCACCACAGACUCCAGAGACUCCAGAGACUCCAGACCCACCACCAUCAGUACAACAGACAGUUUAACCACCGACAGCCAAGAGACCCGCCCCUCCUGCUCCUCUCCUGGUAUCCCCAAAGAAAAGAAGGAGGCUGACAACCGGAGACUUUGUGCUGCGGCUGCUGCAAGUCUGAGUGUGUCGCCCUCGUCCACUUCUGGCUCCAGCUCCUCUGCCAACUCCCCAGUCCCGCCCCCUGAGAGUACUGUGGACAAAGUUGUGUCCCAGCUGGCAACAUUAGCUAAGAGUGUUCUAGGUCCUGUCAAACUGAACACCACUGCUGACAAGAGCCAGAAAGACCAGAUACCAUCCAGAGGUGGCACCCCAGAAGUCCCACCGUCUAGCCCCUUCUCAUUUCCAUCCAAAGGGCUACCAACCCCUCAGUCUCCCAACCUUUCAGGGUCCCAAUCCAGACAAAAGACUGAGCCAGCUGCCCCCUUGACCACCUCGCAGACCAAACCUUUAACCCAGAAAGACUUUGCAGCCCUGCCGUCUUUGUCAUGCAAGGAAGUCCCAGAAAGGCCCGCAUCAGGGUCUGAGGGUAGGGAGACCGCUGCUAUGUGUCCAUCUGCACAGAGGCUGGGCGCAGCAGCCGCUCUGCCGUUCCCAAACACAGCAUCCUCUGCAGCAGCUGAGCCACAGCAGAAGAGGUCCGAGCCCCAGGCGGCCACUGCCAACGCCACCAACGCCGUGUCCGCCUCCUCACAACAAGACAAAGCAAUCUGCAAGAAGACGUAGCAGCAGGAACCAAAAUAGCAGAUCACACAGCUCAGUGCUGGUUUGAGGUUUUAGAACUCACACAAUCUGCAUGUUUUGGAAGAAAAACAUAUUAGUAACUUCUCAUUCAUCUGAGAGGUUGACUUUCAAAGUAAAAGAAAGGCGUAGAGAGGGUUGAGGAGCAGAGAUAGAUGCAGCAGUCCUAGUUUCAUUCCAGUGCUCUCGGUGUUCAUGUGAGUUAUUUUGGUGUCCUGUGCUCUUUGGUUUCUGCUUUCAGACUGAAUGGCAAUAGGAGUUGGCAGGUUUUUUUUCUCUUUCUGCAAACAUGUACGGGGCUAGAAAUAAAAAGAUCAGUGGUCCAUGCACUUACAAUUUAAAACGUUGACACAUCACACACACCUUCCUCGCUCUCGAUCUCCUUGUGCUGCCUCAUUACUUUUCACCUUGAUGUUUGGCAGAGUCUUCACGCAUGUUCUACAUACAGAUCAGGACGUGCCUUACAGAACACACACUUGUUCCCCUCUUCCCUUCCCUCCUUGCCUGACAAUGUCUACCCAGGCGACACUUGAAAAAGAUUGUAUCUCAGCAAUAAAGUGCAGCGUAUGUUUAGCAAUCUGUGUAAAUGCAUUACAGCGUUUUUAAUAGGACUUAAUCUGCACCGUCAAUGUACACUCAGCACCCAGAUAGGCCAAAUCAAAUUCCACUCUAGAUGUAGUCCCUCAGGCUCAGCACUGCAGGCCUGCGGCAGGGAGGUAUAUCCCCUGAGCACGGACUCCAGGCGUGGUUAUAGGAUUGGAUUCUUGGGAAUGUCAGGGCUUGUGUCUGUGCUGAAUGACCAAGUGUACACUAAGGCCCAUGAAUUAGAUUGAAUCUACAGCCUAUUCCUAAACCGUAGCACUCUCCUCACUCAUCACCCAGCUUCAUGUUUAAUGUCUGGAUUGAUCGAAGUUUUCCUAGAUGUUUCAGUUCUUUAUCCAAGGUCUAGCCAUUCAUCCCUAAGAGCUAGAACAGAUUACAUUCCUUCCAAAUUGAAAGCCUCCACUGCAUAGAAAUGAUAAACAUUGUUCCUUUAGUUCAACAUGUGACUACUAGCUAAAAUGCUAUAGCGUUGUGAUUCAAAUAUUACAUCUGGUUCCAUGUUGGAAAAUACCCAGACAUGACAUGAGCUCUGACAUUGAAGAAACUCUUCUUUAGGGUUUACUCCUAGCUAGCUAGCGUAGCUAACCAUCACUUUCAUGUGUUGCUAGUGCCAGAUAAAAAAGCAUGCUAGCUCUAGUUAAUCAUUUUAGAUUUCCCAAAAGAUUAGCGCUUUGAUAAACUAUUAGAAAACCCUCAUAUUUGACAAGCUAAUUACUGAAAUAAAUAUCCUUUUAAAACCCAAGCCUAGCAUAUUAGCAUUAGCACACUUGCCCUCGCUUUAGUUCUUCUCUAUAUACCACGUUAGCAGGCUUAUCAAAUGUGUUUUAACUCUGCACUUCAGAUUUAGAUUGCCCUUUACACGUGUUUUAGUUCCAAACACACGCAUAGCCAAGGACUUGAACACUGAUUUAUUGGUUUUAUCGACACUCCGAAACUGAGCUUGCUUAGAUUGACUGAGGUUAUUUUAGAAAACAUGUUUCGGUUGGACCACCGCCUUUUUAUUUCUCGCCCCAUCAGCCUCUGAAGGCUGCGGUAGUUGUAUUUGGUAUCUGGACCAACUUGCUGUGUUUUUUGCCUAUAAUCCUGUAAAGUCAUCAGACUUGACUUUGUAUAUGUGUGUGAGAGGGAGAGAGCUUUGUUAAUUUGUGCAUGGUAAUCUGUGUGUGUAUGUUUAUAUAUACAGAUACACAUGUGUAUAAGAAUAUUUAAAGUUCUGUUUGCAUCUGUUUUAUACGCUGAGUGUGUGUCUGCGUGCGUGUGUCUUAGGAUCACACCCUGCUACCUGUGUAUGUGGCCGAGCCCUCUACGUGUCGGGCGUCAGGCUUUGCACAAAACUUUUAUCUCAUUUGUCAAACGAAAGGCAAAGAAUCACUAAAAGGAAAGCCGAAGGAGAUUUGUGUCCGCUCACUGUUGUGUGUUGGGUUGGAGCUCAGUACUGCUAUCGCUAAAACUAAAAUGCAGUAAGCCUGUUAAAAACCAUUUCUCGGAUAUAUUAUCUUUCAUUUAGUCCGUUGUGAUCCCGUUCCUGAUUCCUACUGUUCAUUUGAAGGCAAGAUGUUUUAUUUCUUUUUGGUUUAUUUGACAGUUUUAAAGAAUUCCCAUUUCAUUGAAUGCCCACCGAGCCCAACCCCUGGUGUGAGCCCAACCCCUGGUGUGAGCCCAACCCCUGGUGUGAGCCCAACCCCUGGUGUGAGCCCAACCCCUGGUGUGAGUCCACUUGUGUUGUACAUUUGAACGUUUUCUGAAAAGCAGGAUGUUCCUGUGAGUUAAAGAUGAACUGAACCUCCCUCAGUGUUUUGUGUCACUGUCGGGAGAGAAAGCAGAGCUCACUGAUUUCAGUUGAACUAGACUAGAGCUUUGAAGGUUGAAAAGACUCUGUUAGAGUGACAUCAACACUGACUGUGGCAAUCUCUGUAAUAUGUUUACAUGUUCUUGUUUUUGUAUCUCAAUGUGUUUUUGUUUUUUUUGUGUCAAUGGAACUUGUUGCCUGUAGCAAUCAAUCUCCUCUGACAGGCUAGGAUAAUUACCAAUGACGUGUUUAGGUGACUCCUGACCUGUGAAUAUGUGGUGUGAAUAUGUAGCUGUGUGAUGAAGAGGUCACCUGUGAUGGAGGGUGUGUAGAAAGGAGAGGAUUCAGCGCACACAUGUCAAAAUCAUCUCCGCUCUCGUGCAUGUCGCACCUCUUGUCUCAUGGCGGCGCAGAAUGGAGUUAACAGGUGCGUCUGUAGAAAUGAUCAGCAUGUAGGCUCGUGGGAGAGGAAGCAAACUGUUUGACUUGGUAACAUCUCAAGGUGUAUCUGCAGUUCACUCCGGCCAAUAAGACGAGACGUUGAGACUAAUCAUUUCAAAAACUGCUUCUGUCCGUUUGGGGCGUCGGAUAUGAAAAGUCCUGUUGAUUAACCGACCACAUUGGAUGUUAUUCACACACAACACGAGCUUCUUGCCUCUUAGCGUGGUUUCACCAGGACAAUUAGAAGACUAUUUCAGAGACAAAAGAGGACAAAGUGGAACAACAUUUAAACACAUUUGUAGAAUCAGUCUGCAGGUUGUAAUUGAGAGCGAGCACGGACAGAUUAAUAAGCACUGACUGAAGUUUUAGAGCAUGCAAAGACAUAAACACAAGUUUUUCAGUAGCUUUGUGCAAGUAACAAGUCUGGCUGUAAAUAAUUGGCCGGUUUGGGUAUGUACCUGGUACGAGCUUGUUCAAAAUCAAAGGUCAUUCGGAAUAUGAUACUUUGUGCUUUGUUGCACAAAUUCUAAGACUGGUGGCACCCAAGAUCAGGCUGUUAUACUUGAAUCUGAAACUAAAACUAGAGCUGCAAUAUUAUCAGCAGAACUUGAUAUGUCCGGGAUUACAAGUAAAGUCUAUACAGAAAUGCCAAAGAUAUGAUAAAGGUCCUUUAGAAACUGUGUCUACACUACGUAGUUUAGUUUAGUGACCCUUACCAAAUCGAAACAAAUAUUGACCAUCAUAUUUCAAUCAGAUCCAUUUUGUUGUCCAUCCGGUGCCUCGAUAAAACCACAAUAAAUCAGCUUGUUGCUUCAUGAUUUGUCCCUGUGUGCUCUUGAAUCCUGACCAAUUAAAACAGCCGGAUUCAUUCAAACCUGAAAUUCGACUCUUGAUCAAUAAUUUUGUCCCUCAAUAAUCUUUCAGUAUGAGUUUUUGUCGGUGCUUUAAUCUCCACAGGCUGUCAGAGUUUCAGUUUUACAUUCUGAUGAAACACCGCCGUCCACUUCAUCUGCAGAUAAUUGGAACCUGAGUGUGUUUGCGUGUAAUCACACACACUCCAGUCCAUCUGCUCGCAGCUGGUCGUCCUAUUAGUGCUACACAGACAGCUGCCUCACACACACACACACACACACACGCACAGAUCAAUACUUGUGCCAUCUAAUACAGCGGUGCCAGUUUACCAUCUCCUCUAACAGUAUAAACACACACACACACAUACAUACUUACCCCACAAACACACCUUCUCCCGAGUGUAAAGAUGAUGGUCUGGCCAUCUGCUGGAGACUGAAGCAAGUGUCAGGUUCCCUGGUGGAGUCAUUAAUCUCCAGCCCUGAGCCUGUUGACACACACACACACACACACGCUGGCCAACUAAAACACUUCCCAGCAUCCCUCAGGCUCGGUCCGGUCAGUUCAGCAGUUAGCAGUUUGUUCGGCCUGCAGCCUGUGUGGACCCAUCAUGCACCUCUGCUGCUCUGCGGCUGAGGCCCACAAACCAGACACUGAGCUUCGUAAGUUCAUUUAACGGCCUAGGGGUCAAAUUGAAUCUGUAAUCAGUGUGAAAGUCGGGAAUUGAGAGCAUGCGCCUGGACAUAUCUUGUGGUAUUAUUGACAGCAAUUAAUUUCCAUACAUAUUUGUGAAUCCUGUUGAAACAGCUGCAGGAAGCUUUCAAAUGGAAAGAUAAAACGUGUGUGCAUUCUCUUACAUUUAUUACAGUUUUGAAACAACAGAUUUAAAAAAAAUGUCCUGCCUGCUUGCAGAUAUCAAACCAUGAAUUACAGACGUUUUGUCACUAAGGAGCUUCCGUAAAUCUCUCAAUCUGAGCGUGUAAAAUAACCAGCUCUGUCUGUGAGGCACAUAGAGGAUUCCAACAAGAGGCUUUGGUUAUGACAAGGUAUGAGGUGAAGCUACACACACACACACACACACACACACACACACACACAUGUUCAGAACCACGUUACAGGAGAUGCAGUGAUGUUUCAGUGUGCCGUCUGUUGAGCUCCUAUCUGCCUCUGAGGGGUCGUGUGUGAGAAACGUUGACAGACUUGACUCUUGCCGAUAAGGGCAGGAUUUCCAAGCUGUGUGUUUUUGUGUUUUGUCUUUAAAGAGUAACGAAGAGGAGAAGAAAGAUUCAUCUGUGCACCGUUAAAGCUUGAGAAAGACAUGAAGAGAGAAAAAAAACAUUGCUAGAGUAAAACCAGUGCAAUAUCUUUUAAUUUUUUAUUGUGGUAAAAGCAUGUUGUUGUCAAUCUUACCUUACAACAAUAAUAAAGGUUUUUUUUAUGUACGUCUUGA
This is a messenger RNA of Trematomus bernacchii (emerald rockcod), 12233 nucleotides long. It is a transcript of the gene mast2, whose product is annotated as microtubule associated serine/threonine kinase 2. Gene Ontology annotation, biological process: peptidyl-serine phosphorylation; intracellular signal transduction. Gene Ontology annotation, molecular function: ATP binding; protein binding; protein serine/threonine kinase activity. NCBI's taxonomy places the organism in Eukaryota, Metazoa, Chordata, Actinopteri, Perciformes, Nototheniidae. The coding region runs from base 844 to 7086 and encodes 2080 amino acids. Gene Ontology annotation, cellular component: microtubule cytoskeleton. The record is from RefSeq and is a predicted model, not a curated record. The transcript has 33 exons.